CUCUCUGUCUCUCCUGCCGGCGUGAGAAAGAAAGAAAGAAACAAGUUGCAGAAAGGUAGGAAGGACGAGCUGACAAUGGCUGCGAUCCAUCCAUGCAUCUCCCCCUUUGUUUCCCUUCCUAACUACUGAACUGAACUGAACUCAACUUCCUCUGUUCCAUAAUUGCUCUUCUGUUUCUGCUACAGCGGUAAUGGAAGACGAUGGUGAUCAUCAUCACGGCAAAGAGGAGGUAGAGUUGAAGCAUCUAUGCAAGUACUGCGGCAAGCGCUUCCGUAGCGGGAGGUCGUUGGGAGGUCACUUAAGGUCUCAUAUGCAGCUGAUGAGGCAACCUCAAGCUGAUGGGAAAGUCUUGUUCGUACGGAAGCUCCCACCACUCUCCUACUGCACUGAAUUUCCCUUUUUCUGUUACUCAGACUACUCAAACUCAGACGUUGGGGUGCCAAAGAAGGAGGAUGGUGAUAAUGUGGAAGCUUUUCUAGCGUCCUUGGACCCGAACCAUGAAACAUGUCCCAGUCGGACUGUGUUCAAAUUGUUACGUGAAGGAGCAAUCGGUUGCCUCACCGCACUUCUCGAGCGCAAACUCUCUCACAAUCGCUUGGAUCUGUUUGCUUAUCCUGACAGCUGCCGACCGCUCAUAUUUGAAGCUGCUGAGCUCGGGUUCUAUGAGGCGGUCGAGCUGUUUUUGCAACAUGGGGUUCCUCCCAGUGCCAGGGUACCAACACAUUAUCGUCAACCGGAUCAGCUUCCAAUCGAUGCCGCAUUAUAUGCGAGUUGCUUGGAUCAGUUUGAUUCGGCACCCAAGGGCAAGAUCUAUUAUGAUCAAAGGCUCUGCACUUUGAUGCACUGGCUUCCCAAAUGGAUCAGCUACGAUUUCGACUGGUGGCACAUGGUCAAGCUGCUGGGGCGGGCCACCGAACAGGGCCUGCUGGAGAUGAGGAUUCUGCACUAUGCAAGGUACGGCCAAGCUCCCAAGCUGCUUUGGCUCUUGCUCGCGGUACCUGACCGAGUUCUCUCCCCAACAUUCUUCAGGGACACCAUUCUCCAGCAGCGUUUUGGAACCGCCCCCUUGUCACUCCGGGAUUUCCUUAUUGCUCAGCUUGCUUUUCUCACUGGCAUUAGCCUCGCCAUUGAACCCAACCGUAGUCUCCCCUAUAAAUCUAUCCGCCACGAUCUGCACUGCAGGAUAUCAAGCAUCACUUGUUCCCUGCGAUUGCUCGAAGUCUUCCGCAGGGCUGGCCCCCAGUUGUGUAACGUAAUGGCAAUGUUAGAGAAGGAAAAGGAGAAGAAAUGGGAAAGGGAAAAGGAGAGGGAAAUAUAUCCUCUUCUUCCCGAUUACCCAAUAGCUCAACAGUUUAAGACUGUGCUCAAGGAAGCUGGCUUUCCGAUGGCUUCUCUACGUUGCCCGGUCAGGACCGCCCAUCCGAGCGAGGAGACGAUGCAUGGUGGCUAUCAUUACUGGAUGAACCUGCGAGACGAUUACCCUGGAUUGGAGCUCUUGAUUCGACCACCACAUGUCUGCAGGAGUAAAAUCCUUGAUUCGGACUUCAACAAAGCCAUUGAGAAGUUAUGGUACACUCCCUUCACUAAUUUCCAUCAUCCUUGCUUGAAGGAAUGGACAUCCCAAAUGUCCAUUUUCAAGUUGCUUUUCAUAUUUUGCCUUCCUGACGUGGUAGAAAAGAUGCAAUCCGUGUUACCGUUGGAGCCCAAGUAUGUCAACCCUGCAACUGUUAUCCAACCCGCCUAUCUUGCUGAGCUGUGCUUCAUCUAUAUUACGGAGGGCCGAAUUGUUAAUUUCACAGCUGCUCUAAUGGCUGCACAAGUUCUUCUUCGGUUGGGGUAUCCACUACGUCCUCAAACAGCUCGUCAUAGCAAUAAUGAUGUGGAUCAUCAUCAUCACAAGUCUGUUGCCCCUACUGUAUAUGAGUGGUUGCUGCAUGCUUUGAUGAGAGUGCUUGAUGAAGAAAUAAGCUUAACUGGGAAACCGAAGGACAAUGACUCUGUUCAGAUUUGCAAGGAGAAAAGAUUGAUGAUAUCAUCUGCAUUCCAACUAACAAAGAUAUUCGAUACAUCUGCACAAGAUAUUAAUUGGUAUCUUCACUCACCAAGAUAUAAGGAAGUUGCUGAUUUGAAGUUGAUAGUAAACGAUGUUGCUUCCUUGUUAAAAGGCACGGGCUUUGCGUUAAGACCUCAGGAUAUCUGUGUGAAUGACUUGAACUGGUUCCUGCAAAACCAAGUUAGGUGGAAAUUCAUCAUCCUUCGGACCACUUCCGCAUACAGGAACGUCGCUGACAAUUUCCACAAGAACCAUCAAGUCAUCCUUCAGCGCUCCAUGCAUUAG
Linum tenue is the source of this 2338-nucleotide messenger RNA. Lineage: Eukaryota; Viridiplantae; Streptophyta; Magnoliopsida; Malpighiales; Linaceae. The record is from the annotation of a GenBank genome assembly.